Messenger RNA from Linum trigynum, 3125 nucleotides. Lineage: Eukaryota; Viridiplantae; Streptophyta; Magnoliopsida; Malpighiales; Linaceae. The record is from the annotation of a GenBank genome assembly.
CUCUCCUUCUCCCUUUUCAAUUUUCUGUUGUAACUCCCUAUUUCUCUAGUGUUUUUGCGGUUAACGUUAACUCGUAAGUUUUUUUUGUAUUACUUUUUAUUGUAAAUUGUAAUUUUUGAUUUUUAUGAUAUUAGUUGAACUACUGUUUUUUGCAGAUGGCAUUCCUAAAGUUCACGCUUGGGUUACGGUGGAAUGGUUACACGGAAGAGAGCAGAAAGGGGGUCACCUACGUCGAUGGCAAUUUUUAGAAAAUAAAGGUCGCCACCAGACCGAUGCUUGAAGACCUCAAUCAAAUGUGUACUAACGUUACUUGCAUGGAUGGCACGAGAAGAGUUGAUCGUAUGGUGUACCGAUAUCCAAACAGAGAAGGCGGGUUGUUGUGGCACGAGGAAUAUCUCAUAACCACUUAGGAUGAGGUAGAUUCUGUGCUCGAAUUCUUGAGGUCCAACAAUCUUUCCAGAGUCGAGAUGUUCGUUUACACCGAGCCGGUCAUAGGCGUUGGAGGUCAUUCUGGAGACGGUCAAACAUCUAGUAUCCAUGGUGGAAGUGAAUUAUAUGGAGAUCAUCCCUACCAAAGUUACCAUGAUCCUCAUUCCUAUUUUCAGUACCAAGAGCAAGGUGAAGGUCAUCAUCAAUCUUACCCAUCAUAUGAAGAAGAAGUUCAACCGGACCAUGCCAACCAACCCCAGUACAACUUCCAAUCAGGCAGUGGUAGUUUUCACAACUACCAUUAUGGAGCUGAUGAAGGUGCCUUUCAUGAGUUGGAUCAGAUGGAAGAUGCCCUGCCAGCACCAGUCAGUGACCCCUCUGAUGAAGAAGGAGAGAACAACGUCAGUGCAGACAGCUCCAACCCUCUUGAUGGUGCUGAUGAUUCAGGACCAGAGUCUGACUUAGAUAAUGAUGAUGAGGUGGCUCAUGACCGUGUACCAGUCCCCUACUACAAUCACAUUCCAGAUGGCAAUUGGAUGGUCGACAGCGACAUGGAACCCCCGGCGGUUCCAAUAUGGGGUCCACUCACUGGGUUUAUGAAGGGAAAACAAUUUGGCUCGGAGAAGGAGGUGCGAUACGCCAUUGAUACUGAAGCAAUGACUCGGCAUUUUCAAUGGCACACAACUCAUUCCAACACGAAAAGGCUCAUAGUCAGAUGCCGUAAUCAUAACGAGGGAUGCAAUGUUAGGAUUCGAGCCAUCAACAGCAAGAGACACGACUUUUGGGUCAUAUCCCGUGCGGUGAACACACACACAUGUGUGUCAUCCAUAACAUCCCAAGGCCAUCGACAGUUGAAAUGCAGGGUGGUUGCUGCAGCUAUCAAGCAUCUAAUUGAGCAAGAUCCUGACCUGAAGGUGAAAGUCAUAAUCGCUAACAUUGCAAGUCGUUAUGGUUAUAUGAUUAACUAUAAGAAGGCGUGACAUGGAAAGCAGAAAGCUCUGGCCGCCGUAUUUGGUGAUUGGGAAGAAUCAUAUGCAUUCCUUCCCUGGUUGAUUUUGGCACUGGAGGCGUCUAACCCUGACACUGUUUUCUCCCCUCGAUACCAAGAUGAAGAGGUACAACCGCCAGAGCCAGGUAACAAACGCCAUUUCAGACGACUUUUUUGGGCAUUCAAGCCAUCUAUUGAUGGUUUUGGCUUCUGUGUCCCUGUGAUCCAAGUGGAUGGUACAUUCCUUACCGGCAAGUACAAGGGCACUCUACUGAUUGCCAGUGGGGCGGAUGAAAACAAACAAGUAUUUCUGUUAGCCUUCGCCAUUGUUGAGGGAGAGAAUACUGAUAGCUAUGGAUGGUUUUUUCGGCAAAUUCAGCUCCACGUCACUAGGAGGACGAACCUGACAAUAAUAUCUGAUCGGCAUGCCGGGAUUAGAGCUGCCAUAUUAGGUUUAGAUCCAACCUGGAAGUGGUCCCAAAGGUGGUGCAUACGACACUUCAAGAGCAACUGGAAGUCCGGAACCAUCAUUUCAAGAGGAAGAAGCUUGUUGAUAAUUUGUGGUGGAUUGGUAAGCUCUCUAUUGGUUGUUUAAUUUUGUCUGAUAACAAUAUCUUAUAUCAAAUAAAUGGUACACUUGUUAGACUCUUUCUAAAGAGAUGCAUGCCUAAGGAAAUGGGCUUUUAAGCGAUUAUCAUGAUCCUCCCAUUUCCUGGGAAAAUCGGGUUUUAAGCGAUCCUCAUAUCCCCCAUUUCUUGUCAACCAGGUUGUGUUUCUAAGGAGAUGUAAACCUCUCCAAAGAGUCUAACGAGAGUACCUGUUGGUUGUUCGAAUUGUAAUAAAUUGCCGAAUUAUUACUAACGUAAUACUUGAUUGUGAUUACCUCAGCUGUUGCAUACCAAGAGAAAAAAUUCAAGGAGAAGUUCCAGAAGAUGCGCGAAUUAUGCCCUGAAGGGGCAUAGUGGCUGGAUGGACACGACCUAUCCAUGUGGACAUUUCAUAAAGACGGAGGUACAAGAUGGGGUAUGCCCACAACGAACUCAUUAGAGAGUAUCAAUUCUGCCUAGAAGGGUGUUCGGGCGCUGCCAAUCGCUGCCAUUGUGGAGAUGACUUUCUGGAAAACGAAUGGAUGGUUCGUCAAUCGACUACACUGCGCAAGGACGAACGAGGCACAGGGAAAGGUCCAUGCCAAUAAAGUCACAGAAAUAUUGGAGCAUGACAAUCAGAAGAGUAGUCGACACAGUGUAACUGUUAUGAAUCGGGCAACUGGCGAGUUUAGCGUGAAGACCGGACACCAUGAGGAUGGUAGACGCGGGGGCCAUCGCCAUGAAGUUUUGGUAAAUUUCAGGACAAAACUUGGUGAGAGCUCAUGCCAGAAGUAUCAGGGGAGAGGGUGGCGAUCUUCUCAUGUAAUGGCUGUAAUUAAAAACAGGAGCAAAGACCCCCAUCACUUCGUCAGUCCAUUCUUCAAUAUCGACUCACUCAAAAAUUGCUAUGGACGGAGUUUCCGUGCAUUUCCUGAUGAAGCUUAUUGGCCGGUGUACUCAGGAAAGUUGAUAAUCCCGCCGUUCAGACAGAGGCGUGAACCGGGUCGACCGAGGAAAAAUAGAAUUCAUAAAGAAAUGGAUCAAAGUGGAAGACCACCACGAGGCCCAAGACGAUGUUCUGUAUGCAGAGUUCCAGGGCCUGAUAAACAAAGUUGUCCAGG